Molecule: messenger RNA, 1854 nt
Organism: Dictyostelium discoideum AX4
Lineage: Eukaryota; Evosea; Eumycetozoa; Dictyosteliales; Dictyosteliaceae
Gene: pheSB
Product: phenylalanine-tRNA ligase, beta subunit
Exons: 5
Coding region: 1-1854 (617 amino acids)
Source: RefSeq, a predicted model, not a curated record
AUGCCAAAAGUUAAUAUCAACAGAGAUAUUUUAUACAAAGCCCUCGGCUUUUAUAUUAAAACAUACACUCAAGAACAAUUUGAAGAUCUUUGUUUUGCUUUUGGUGUUGAGUUAGAUGAAGUUACAUCAGAAAGAGAGAUGAAAAAGAAUGAAACUGGUGUUGAAGAUUUAACUGUAUCAGAUGAUGUUAUCUACAAAAUUGAUGUUUCAGCAAACAGAUACGAUUUAUUAUGUUUAGAAGGUAUUGCAAGAGCAUUGAAUGUUUAUAAUCAUAAAGCUUCAAUUCCAAAAUACCAAAUUGUACCACCAAAAAAUUCCCAUGAAAAAUUAUACAUUUCAAAAGAGGUUGAAUCAGUUAGACCAGUUAUUGUUGCAGGUAUUUUAAGAGAUAUUACAUUCACUCAAGAAAGUUAUGAUAGUUUCAUUGAUUUACAAGAGAAACUUCAUGCAAAUAUUUGUAAAAAACGUUCAUUGGUUUCAAUUGGUACUCAUGAUUUGGAUACCCUUAGUGGUCCAUUCUAUUAUAAAGCAUUGGCACCAAAAGAUAUUAAAUUUGUACCAUUAUCACAAACUAAAGAAUACAAUGCUGAAGAAUUAUUCAAAUUUUAUGAUGAAAGUAGUUCACAUUUAAAGAAAUUUUUACCAAUUAUUAAAGAUUCACCAGUUUAUCCAGUUAUUUAUGAUUCAAAGAAUGUUGUUUGUUCAUUACCACCAAUUAUUAAUGGUGAACAUAGUAAAAUCAAAUUAUCAACUAAAAAUGUAUUCAUUGAAGUUACAGCCAAUGAUCGUACAAAAGCAAACAUCGUUUUGAAUACAAUGUUAACAAUGUUCUCAGAGUAUUGUAAACAACCAUUCACAAUGGAACAAGUUGAAGUUAUCGAUGCUGAUGGUAAAUCAACUGGAUUAUAUCCACAAAUUCAAGAGAAACAAAUCAAUGCUCAAGUUGAUUAUAUCAAUAAAAGUGCUGGUAUUAAUAUCACUCCAAAUGAUAUGGUAACCUUAUUGAAACGUAUGUCUUUACAAUCAAAAUUAUCAGAUGAUGAAAAAUCAAUUAUUGUUGAUGUUCCAGUUACAAGAAGUGAUAUUAUGCAUGCUUGUGAUAUUAUGGAAGAUGUUGCAAUUGGAUAUGGUUAUGAUAAUUUAAAGAAAGAAAUACCAAAUUGUAAUACUAUUGGUAGAGUUCAACCAAUUAAUAAAUUAUCAGAAUUAUUGGCAAAUGAAAUUGCAUUAGCAGGAUUUACAGAGAUUAUGACAUUUGUUUUAUGUCAAAAUAGAGAUAACUUUACAGCAUUGAAUAAGGCUGAUGAUGGUAGUAGUGUAAAGAUUUCAAAUGCAGUCAGUGAGGAGUUUACUGAAGUACGUACAAAUUUAGUUAGCACCUUGUUAAAGAGUGUUUCAGCAAAUAAAGCCGCACCAUUACCAUUGAAAAUGUUUGAAAUCUCUGAUGUCUCUAUCAAAGGUUCAUUGGGUAACAAGGAUUUGUCAGACCCAAAUUCAAACAAUAGUGAUGUAGGAGCUUACAAUAAGAGAAUGUUGGGCGCAAUCUACUGUAAUCAAUCUGCCAAAAUCGAAGUUAUUCAUGGUCUUUUGGAUCGUAUCAUGUUGGUUUUAGAUAUUAAACUCGAUGCUACUCGUUCCUCAAAUAAAGGUUACUAUUUAGAAUUAUCAAAUGAUAAACUCUUCCUUCCAGGUACUGGUAUCAAUGUCAUUGUCAAUGGUAAAAGAGUUGGCCAUAUGGGUAUCGUUCAUCCAUUGGUUUUGAAAAAUUACUCUUGUUCUUUCCCAUGUACCAUUUUAGAAUUAGAACUUACAAUCGAUACUAUGGCUCAUAAUGUUUUAUUAAGAGAAAAUUAA